AUGUCUCGCAACUCCAAACCUUCCCGUCAUCAAUCAAGGAGCACCGAGGGUAAACCCGAUGAUAUGAUCGAGCAAGUUAAAAGCAUCAUCACCAUACUAGACGAGGUAGUCUCCUCUCGACCCCACGAGUGCGAACCAUAUAUUGCCUCUGCUCGCUCAGCCAUCACUGCUCUCGAGCACCUCCGCUUCUUUCGCGACUCGGCACGAUUCACUGAACAAAUUUGGAUCAUUCAAGGUCUUCAGGACUUUGCUUUCUACGAUGCAGACAACGGAAGUGUGAGAGAAAUUGCGGAUUUUUGCCAAAAUGCAUGGUUGAGAGUAUUGAGAAACUACCCGGAGAAUGUUGACGUCUUGACGGGUUUGGGUAGAAACUGGCUCCAGAGAUCCCAAGUAACUCUAGCUCGCAUUCAUUGCGAAGAAGGAAAUGAUACCACAGGUACUUCCGACCUGGAGAACCCCUUUUCAGAAGACGAUUCUGACGAUUCCUCUCUCCUAGCACCACCCAAUGAUCCGCGCAGACAAGGUCCUCUGUACAUUGAAGCUCGAGGCUUUCUCCAACCCGCUGUAGAUUUCUUUACUCGCGCCAUUCGAGCUGCCGAUAGUCUCGGAUCUACCGCCGGUGAACUACUAGCUUCGGCGGCAGAGUCACAUAUGAGUUUGGGUAACGUAUCUGCAUCACCAGCAGAUGAACACGCUUUUACCCAGGCGAUUCGGUAUUUGCGUCGUGCGGAAACGACGCAGGGAUAUCAGUUGUCGAUUUAUAUGCAACAAUAUCUGAAUGAUUAUGGAAGAUAUGUUUCUUAA
Molecule: messenger RNA, 804 nt
Organism: Sclerotinia borealis F-4128
Lineage: Eukaryota; Fungi; Ascomycota; Leotiomycetes; Helotiales; Sclerotiniaceae
Source: the annotation of a GenBank genome assembly